GAGGUCGCCAUGAUUAGAGAAAAAACGCAGACUGUCGAAAUUCCUCACAGAUCCGUAACAGAACAUCGGUUAAAAUUAUCAUUUUCUCUAAACUGAAUGGGCAAUUUUUAGUUCUACUGAUAGAGGGAGGAUCCCAGAUCAACACAAAUGCACAAUGCUUAAGUUAUUUUCCUUAAAACAGGAGAAAAGGGACGGCGAGGCGGCCGGAAAAAAAUCAGGAGUUAACCAGAAAAGAGCCUCCGCAGCACAGUUACGAUGCAUGAAAGAUAUAAGUGAACUAAACCUACCGAAAACCUGCCAGAUAGAAUACCCCGAUCCUGACGACAUACUCAACUUUAAACUUGUUAUCACACCAGACGAGGGUUUCUACAAAAAUGGGAGGUUCUAUUUCAGUUUUAAGAUUGGCCAGGGUUACCCUCACGACGCACCAAAGGUCAAAUGUGAAACAAUGGUCUACCAUCCCAACAUUGACCUCGAAGGAAAUGUCUGUUUAAAUAUAUUAAGAGAAGACUGGAAACCUGUUCUGACGAUAAACUCAAUCAUAUAUGGCUUGCAAUUUCUCUUUUUGGAACCCAACCCCGAUGAUCCCCUUAACAAAGAAGCUGCAGAGGUCCUCCAGAACAACAGACGACUCUUCGAACAGAACGUCUUCAAGUCGAUGCGAGGAGGGUACGUCGGUAGCCAAUAUUUUGAAAGGUGUCUCAAAGUAUGAUGACAUCGCCCCGUGUUUCCUUAUUUGUAUUUGUGUGUGUCCCCCUUCCGGUUUCCCCUAUCCAAUCUCCCUUCCCCUUGAGUUUUAAGUGGCAAGCCACCUCUGCUUUAAGAUAAUCCAAAAAAAGAGUAUUAGGGUGAAGGUUACAGCAGGGCGAAGAUGGGGUUAAAGCAGGACUCGAAAUUGGGGGAAAAUCCACAAGACCAAUGGGCUUGUUGCUCGACAUGUUUAGUGGCCCAGAAAUGUCAAAAAAGGUUUCAUUUAUUGGAGUGGUGUCCAGCUGAUGUGUUUUCUCUGAGCAUUAUUUUCUGCUGAAUUGUCAAAAAAGGUUUCAUUUAUUGGAGUGGUGUCCAGCUGAUGUGUUUUCUCUGAGCAUUAUUUUCUGCUGAAUUGCUUUUUUGAAAUUCAACCGAGACCUACAUAUUAGCCAAAAUGUCAUGACUGUUCCAUUUUUAAAAUGUUCUCAAGCCUAAUCAAAUUGUUUUAAAACAGCAUUACAGAAUAAGGCCCGAUUUUAAGAAUCCCUUGCGUUGGCGGCCAUUGCUGGUCAAACAAUGUACACGUGCAUGCGUGUAUGUGCAACUGUCGCUGAGGGCGCUGUUGUUGGCUUUUGGCAAGAGGUCUAAUGCAAGGGUCUAUGUCGAGGGCCAAAUUUCAUAAAGCUGCUAAGCAGAAAAAAACCUGCUUAAACAAUUUAUUUGCUCAGCAAAAAAUUUAGUUGGCCACCAGUCUUAACUUGAUGCUAAUUUGAUUGGUAACCUUUCUCUGUUAUUGUAGGCAACACUUUUCUGUGCUAAGCAAGUUUUUGUGCUUAUAUGAGUUUUAUAAAUUUUGGCCCUGGACGGUUUACUGUCAUGGGACAUUUCCUGGCUUAAUGUCUUGUGUAUUGUUUGCAUAGCCUGACGUUUUCUUAUGUCAAAAUGGCACUUAUUUAUUUCAUGAAACAGAUCUUUGGGUUGUUUUAAACUCUCUGAUAUCAUGGCAUGGCUAUCUUCGUCUGGUUCCAAGAUCUUUUCCGGUAAUUACCAAGUUUUUCGUUUGAAGUUCAAAUUCUCGGCUAUUUGAGAUAAACCAUCUUUUUACAUGCACCAAUUUAUUAAACAGUUUGGUGCACGUCAAAGUGGCAAUCGGGGAGUGGCAGUCAAAAUGUCAUACAUUGUCAUAUAAUUUAACAUUAUUGGUACAUUAUUGUUUUUUUCCCGUGAAAAACUGUCUAAUUAUUAAAACAAAUUUCAGAUUUUUUUUAACAGAAUUUUUUCUGAAAGGUUUUGUCCUUAAUUUAAGAGUUGGUUGGCUGAUUUUGUACGCAUGUACAUCUAUUUAAAUGAAUAAAUAAUUUCAUGUAUUUUUAUUGGACAGAUGAUAAUAAUGAUUUUGCGGAUUAGAGAUACCUGGAAUUUUACCAGUACCUUGAUUGCUCCCAAUUUAAUUGUUCCUAAAAAUGCUUUAGUUUAAUGGCCAGGCCCCUGGCCUUAAGGGGGUUAACAUGGCCAGGGCUCAAUUUCUUAAAGCUGUUUAGCAGAAAAUAAUGCUUAGUGGGAUAACAGACAAUGCUAUUUUUGUUAAGCAUGAGUUUUCUGUGGUAAGCAAGUGCUUACAGGCUUUUUAUGAAAUUGGGCCCAGUGGCUUUUUGCCAAACCUCUGCUGAGGCUUUUGUCUCUGGCUUAAGACUUUGUUUGAUGUUUUAAACACUGUACACACCUCGGACUCAAGUUCUGGUGGUUAAGUCAUCGACACUUGUGUCCUUGA
Messenger RNA from Asterias rubens (European starfish), 2461 nucleotides. Its product is annotated as NEDD8-conjugating enzyme Ubc12-like. The transcript is spliced from 6 exons. The record is from RefSeq and is a predicted model, not a curated record. NCBI's taxonomy places the organism in Eukaryota, Metazoa, Echinodermata, Asteroidea, Forcipulatida, Asteriidae. Bases 155 to 712 code for a protein of 185 amino acids.